Sinocyclocheilus anshuiensis is the source of this 6450-nucleotide messenger RNA. Its product is annotated as nuclear pore complex protein Nup214-like. Lineage: Eukaryota; Metazoa; Chordata; Actinopteri; Cypriniformes; Cyprinidae. Gene Ontology annotation, biological process: protein import into nucleus; RNA export from nucleus. Bases 143 to 6268 code for a protein of 2041 amino acids. Gene Ontology annotation, molecular function: protein binding; structural constituent of nuclear pore. The transcript has 37 exons. Gene Ontology annotation, cellular component: nuclear pore. The record is from RefSeq and is a predicted model, not a curated record.
UAAAGUUCAACGCGGGUUCUUGCUAACACGCAGAGAGUUUGAGAUGACCAGGAUAAAUUCAUUAGUUCGCCAAUAAUAACUUUAUUAGCUACACAUUCACUUGUUAUUGUACUUGACAGCGCUCGAGUGAAGCUUUGCAAAGAUGGGAGACGAUCCGGACUCUAUUCCAGAGAGAGAGAUGAAGGUGAGACACCGACUGGACUUUCAGUUCCGUCAGAUGAAGAAGAUCCGUGUGUUCGAGUCGUCUGCGGAUCUUCCUAAGGAGCGCUCCAGUCUCCUCGCCAUCUCCAACAAAUAUGGCCUGACUUUCGUUGGCAAAGACAAGACGUUGAAAGUGUUCUGGACGAGAGAUGUGAUUGCAGCUGGCCGUCUGGAGGGAAACCCCAAUGACACAGUGGAGUGCUCCUGCGCUGUCAUGGUGACCGUCGGUGUGGCGAUGCAUCACAUGGCUCUGAGCAGCGAUGAGCUCACGCUGUCUGUGUGCGGGACGGGGGACACCGCUGAGCUCACGCUGGACUUCUACGACGUCCGCACUUUCCUCAACAAGGACAGACAGGAGAAGCGUCCCUUCACCUCUUUCAAACCCGCGGCUGCUGUAGACAUGCUGGUCCAGGAUCUGAAGUGGAGUCCAGUGGACGCGUCCCGUCUGGCUGUGUGUCUGUCUGAUGGCAGUAUGAUGGUGCUGGAUGUUCAGGACUCUGUCAGUGUGUUCGCUCGGCUUCCUGCCUCUGAGGGAAUCACCUGCGUUUGCUGGAGUCCCAAAGGGCAGCAGGUGUCUGCUGGGAAAGAGGAUGCCACAGUGGUUCAGUUCACUCCUAUCUUACAGGCCAAGAAAGUGAUCCCCUGUCCCAGCUUCUACAGUCAGGAUCACCCCGUCAAAGUGCUGGAUGUUUUGUGGUUAAGCACGUAUAACUUUGCGGUGGCAUAUGCAGCGGCUGAUGGUUCUCUGGAGACGCCUCCAGAGCUGGUGGUCGUGUCAUUGCCCAAAAAGGACGAAAAGAGAGACGAGCACUAUCUGAACUUCAACGACCUUGUGUACGGCACUUGCACCGAGAGGCAGCAUCAUUACUACCUGUGCCAUAUCGAGGACUGGGAUUUGGUUUUGGCUUCAUCAGCCGCUGCCAUUGAAGUCAGCAUCAUCGCGAAACAAGAGGACAAGGUGAACUGGGAGCUGUGGCUGCUGGAAGACGCUAGUCGUGCGGAGCUUCCCGUCACAGAGAACAGCGAGGACACACUUCCUGUCGGCAUGGCCAUCGAUUACACCAGCCAAGAAGACAUACACCUGUCUGAUGAGAAUAGAUUGCCUCCAGCGCCAACGCUGAUGCUGCUGUCUACGGAUGGAGUCCUGUGUCCUUUCUCUCUACUGAACCUCAACCCAGGGGUCAAGCAGCUGACCGUGGCUGCUGUCCCGCUGCCUGAGGACGGAGAGAGAGCGCCUGCCGCCAAGUCGUCGUCCUCCUCUGUUGCUCCCGCCUCUGCAGCAUCCUCCAUCUUCCAAUCUUUCCCAGCAUCUUCUGGCACGGCCCUGCCUCCAGCCACCUUAUCCUUCACAGCCCCGCCACCAGCAGCCACUGCUGCCACCUCCUUGGCUCCGCCCACCUCUGCGUCCUCCACUGGUUUCUCCUUCUCUCUUCCUGCUCUGGGUUCUACCACCUCCUCAGGCUUCUCGCUGGGCUCCGCCACAGGAGGUUUCUCCUUCAGCGCUCCCAAACCCUCCUCCGAUGCUCCUGCCUUCUCCUUUGCUUCCUCAUUGGCUCCGAAGGAGGUCAGCAGUGCUCCGGCGGCCACUCCUCCUCAGCGUCCACCAGCCAUGUCCCCCAUCAUCAGCGGCCCCAAAGCGCCAGCGGAGCCUGCAACGCCUGCCAUCAGGAUGAACCUCACUGACAGGUUUCUGGGAGUGGACUCUCUGGGGUCAGUCACAUCUGCUGCCCAACCGUUUUCUUUGACCUCCACACCCAAACCGGCAGCAGCGGAGGUCAGCGGUCCAACGACAGCGGCACUCAAACAAGCUGCCCCUGCAGUGUUGUCUCGGGCCGCUCAGAGCAGUGCUUCUCCAGCUCAGCCGAAACCAGCUGCCGUCGCUCCUCCUGCGUCCAGAGCUCCAUCUGCACAGGUCAUGUCUGUGAAAGCACUGGAGAGAAACCUGCAGCAGAAGAAAGACUCGGACCCCGUCAUGACUGGAAUACUGGAGGAGAUCGGACACUUUGAGAAGGAGCUGGACGAUCUGAAGACCCGCUGCAGAAAUGCUGAUUUUAGGGUGGGCAGCACAGAUGACAUGAGAGACCUGAGGAAAGACUCUGAGAACUUGCACGCCUUCACACUGGAGAUCAAAGACGCCACAGAGUCUCUUCACGGGGACAUCAGUGCACUGAAGACCAGCCUGCUGGAGGGCUUCGCUGGAGCAGAGGAGGCACGAGCACAGAGCGAGCUCAACCGAGACAAAGACUACCUCCAGCUGCUCUACAAGAAACCACUGGACCCUCGGCGAGAAGAACAGCUCAAGGAAAUCCGCCGCUUGUACCAGUAUGUGAAGUUUGCCAUGGAAGACGUGAAUGACGUUUUGGACGUGGAGUGGGAGAAGCACUUAGAGAAGAAGAAAAAGCUGAGGCACAUGAUCAUCCCGGAGAGAGAGGCUCUGUUUGCAGCAUUGGCCAAUAACCUGGAUAUCAUCAACCAGCAGAAGCAGCGUCUUGACCGGCUGGAGAAUGACCUGCACAAACUGAGGCUCUACAGAGGGACGUCAGUGUGGAGCUUCACCAGCCUGACACCCUCUACCCCUUCAGGACAGAGUCUGGACAGUGAGCUGGAGAGUUUGAAGGACGCUCUUCUGAAAGACAGCCUGGAAACAACACCUAAAGCUCCUGCCAAAUCACCAUCUAAAAUGACCCCAGCCAAACAGUCUCAGCUGAGGAACUUCCUGUCAAAGCGACAGACCCCACCGGUUCACUCCACAGCUCCAGCCAACCUGUCACGGUCAGCCUUCCUGUCUCCUCAGUUCUAUGAGGAUCUGGACGAGGUGAGCUCCAGCUCGUCUUUGUCUCAGCCUCUGGAGCCAGAGGACUUGCUGGCAGUGGCAGAGGAAGAGGACGAGCCGGCCCCCAUCCCGGUGCUGAUGCCCUCCGUCUCGAGACACCCCGCGGUGGUCCGUACACCCUCCAUACAGCCGGGCUUCAGUAUGCAGUCCAGUCCGUUCAGCAGAGUCCAGACCGUCCCCAUACCUGUCAUCAGCCCCGCACCAAGGAUAAACAUGGACAGUGCAGAUAGCACAGCAUUAGCCACAAAAACAGUCAAGCAUGGAGCUCCGCCCACAGAAAAGAUCACGCCCACCACAAUCCCUGCCCCCCAGGCUGCAGGAAGAGCCGCCCUCAGCCGACACAUGACCAGCCAGAAACCAGGAGCGUCUCUGACAGAGUCCACGCUCAAGACGGUUCCUCAGGUGGUGAACGUACAGGAACUGAAGGAUGAAGGUCCGCCCAUACCUGUGUCCACUGUCAUCAGAAUAUCACUUCUGCUGCUGUGGGCUAUACAUGCUCGUCCGUGUGUUUAUUACAGUCUGUCUCUGUCAUUUUCUUCAGGAGCGUCUCUGACAGAGUCCACGCUCAAGACGGUUCCUCAGGUGGUGAACGUACAGGAACUGAAGGAUGAAGGUCCGCCCAUACCUGUGUCCACUGUCAUCAGUGCGUCUGUUCCAGCUCAGGUGAUUCAGCAGGUUCUGGCGACAGUGGAGGCCAAUAAAAAUUCCUUUCAAGGUGCGUUAAACGUCUCAGUGCCACUGGCAGGUCCGGCGCAGACCACAUCAGGUAGUUUUGUGUUUGGUGUAGCUGCUAAAACUGACGCAGGAGCAUCUUCAUCCAUCAGUGAGAAGAACUCAAAGGGCUUUUCAUUUACUGCUAUGUCACCAGGGUUCAGUUUUGCCCCUCCAUCACAGGACACCAACAACACUCAAGCAAAGAGUUCUGGCCUACCAGGCAAGUUCUCUUUUGCAAGCAGCACGGGAACAAAUAUGACGUUUGGUCCCGUGGGGUCUGAGGAGCCGUUUUCCUUCACUUCAAAACUGUCAUCUCCCGCACAGAGCGUGAGCUCCUCUACACAACCUCCUGAGCCAUCUAAACUCCCUCAAGCUCCCAAAGCCCAGGGCAAUGCUGGAGAAACUCUCGGCUCCUUUUCUGGCUUAAGAGUGGGCCAAAGUGAGGAAGAAAAGGAAGCCCCCAAGACCACCUUGGGUUUCACUUUUGGACAACCUGGCAAUGGAUCUACAGGAUUUGCUUUCAGUUCUGCACAAAUCAAGCUUGCAGAAACUGGAAGUUCAUCAGAAUCAACAGGCACUGCAGCAGAGGCUCCAAAGAUGACUACAGCACAAGGAUUUGGCUCAUCUACGUUCACCUUUAAACCACAGGAGGGAACUGCUCCAAGUUUCACCAUUCCCUCGACAUCUUCCUUUCCACCAGCUGCCACUUCUUUCAGCAGUCUAUUGCGAGCACCUCUAUCGGAGACGCAAACUCUUCCAACAAAGUCCCUCCAGCCAGAAACUACGACUUCAACUGAGCCGGCUCCCUCCGCUGAUACUGAAUCUAAAGAACCUCCAGCAGAACCCAGUCCUAAACCACCAACCUUAAGUGCUCCAUCAGCCGUACCGGUCACUGAAGCCGCUGCUCCCACCAGUAAUGAACCCACUACAGCACAUUCCAACAAGCCCCCAACUCCUCCAACUCUCGAGGUCUCUUCCACACCACCUCCAUCAGUUACCCCACCAUCCGAGACACCGGCGCCUGUCUCCGAGCCUCCUGCAGCAGAGCCAGUCACUGAUACUGCCCCUGAGACCACCAGCACUUCCACAACCACUCCUGCACCCCAAGAGACACCAGCAACCACCCCAUCCUCAGCUCCAACGUCCGAGAAACCAGGCUCAAUCUUCGCCCCAACUUCAGGUGGCACAGAUAGUCUGACUGUAGGAGCCAUAAAUCUCACCAGUGUCGUCACUUCAGCAGCCUCCUCUGCCCCAUCUGCAGCCAUCACCACCAGUGCAGCUCCAACCCCAGUCUUUGGACAACCCACUUCUGCCGCUCCGACCACCGUGUUCGGGUCUACCGUCUUUGGUGCCAGUUCUACCACCUCUGGCUUUGGAAAACCUGCCUUCGGACAGAGUUCCAGUGCCGGUUUUGGCCAGCCUGCGGCCUCUGGUUCUGCUAGCGGCUUUAGUUUUGGGCAGCCGGCGUUUAGCGCAAGUUCUGGGUUUGGGCAGCCGGCGGCAGCCACCACCACGUCAGCCACAAACAGCGGAGGAGGAGGACUGUUUGGAUCCUCUAGCACACACAGUGCCAGUUCCUUCUCUUUCGUAGCCAGCGCCACCAGCUCCGCAGCCAGUUCUGGCACUGGGUUCUUUGGCCAGAGCAGCGCUCCUGUUUUUGGGCAGUCCAGCUCAGGCUUUGGCCAGGGAUCCAUGUUUGGUAGCAACACCACCACAGCAUCCUCCUCUGGAUUUGGCUUUGGACAGCAACCAGUGUUUGGCAGCAAAGCCUCCACCUCAUCAGUGUUUGGACAGCAGGCCAGUGGAGCCGGCGUGUUUGGCCAGGCUCAGUCUGGCGGAAGUCUGUUCGGGUCGAACACUGGAAACACUUCAUCAGGAUCAGGGUUUUUCAGUGGUCUUGGAGGAAAACCCAGUGAAGACGCUGCCAACAAAAAUCCGUUUGGAACGCCAGCCGCAGGUGGAUUCGGCCAACCCAUUAAUACAGGUCCAUCUAACCUGUUUGGGAACAGCGCGAAGGGCUUUAGUUUCGGCAGCAGUUCGUUUGGUGAACAGAAACCCAGCGGCUCAUUCAGCUCCGGGGCGGGGUCCGUAGCCGCACAGGGCUUCGGAUCGUUCUCUACACCCACCAAACCAGCUGGUUUCGGAAGUGCACCAGUCUUCGGCAGUCCUCCAACUUUCGGCGGGUCUCCAGCGUUCGGUGGGUCAGCGGGCUUUGGCUCCGCCCCUUCCUUCGGCAGUCCGCAGGGCUCCUCCUCGGGGAAGGUGUUCGGUGAGGGAACCACAGCCGCCAACGUCGGUGGUUUCGGGUUCGCAUCUCCUCAGAGCGCGCCGUCCUUCGGCUCUCUAGCGGGUGCGAGCACAGCGCCAUCGUUCGGCGGUCUGGCGCAGCAGCAGCCGCCGGGGUUCGGCGCUCAGAGUGGUGCUUUCUCCGGCUUCGGCUCGUCUGGAGGUUUUGGAGGUUUUGGGAACACCAGCACCAACCAGCCGUCGUCUCAGACGUUCAACAGUUGGAGGAGUUGAUCGGUGAAUGCUGAUGUCAUCUGAUCUGAUCUGCAGUUGUUUUAUAGUGUGUGCGCAAGAUCGAAUGUGCCGUGAACGCUCGUGUUCUUAACGUGUGCUAAUGUCCUCCUGUUUUAUGUUCAGUUCAGUUUCUUCUGUUUUAACUGCGCAAUGAAAAAUAAACGCAUGCGAUGUUGACCAUA